Molecule: messenger RNA, 1650 nt
Organism: Vigna radiata var. radiata (mung bean)
Lineage: Eukaryota; Viridiplantae; Streptophyta; Magnoliopsida; Fabales; Fabaceae
Product: protein WVD2-like 1
Exons: 7
Coding region: 232-1344 (370 amino acids)
Biological process (GO): microtubule cytoskeleton organization
Molecular function (GO): microtubule binding
Source: RefSeq, a predicted model, not a curated record
UUUUAGAUCUGUUGUUUCGUAGUUUUAUAUUUGUAUCUUUCUUUCUCUCUUUCUUUUUCCAUUGAUAUCUUUCUUGGUUUGGGGUGGCAAAUAUUAGGGAACUAGUUCUGGCACUGAAGAGAUUCAGGUAGGUGUGUGUGUGGGUGAGCACAUGGGGUGUAUUAAGUUAGAACAUGAGAGCAAGAGGUGCAAAGAGCUAAUUUUGACCAUUUGAUAUUACACAUCGACACCAUGGGAAGGGAAGUUACUGGCUUACAGGUUAUGGACAAGAAGCCAAAUGGUUCCAUAGCAGCUUCAAAUGGUAGUUUAAGCGAUAGAAUGCGUGUUUCUCCCAAAAUUGCGGCAAUGGUUCAAGCAAUGGAUCAUGAUAUAAAGGAAUCUACGGAAGCUAAUCAUUUGGAGAAACAUCACGAGAGGAAAGAUGUUUCAAGUGGCAAAAGCACGAAAUUAAAUGUUGUCUUGCCAGAAGAGAAGAAGAGUGAGAAAUCUGAAAUACAGAAGAUGGAUGAUAAUAAAGAUUUGAGUUCUCCUGUUGUGGAUAAAGAGCUUCCAAGCCCGUCUGCUCCACAACCAUCUGAUCAUGUAACUGAAAAGCAUGUCACCCAUGCACCUGCUGCCUAUACUGAAGCUGCUGCAACUGGUCUGAACUUGUCUCCUAAAGCUAACAAUAUUCAUUCCCCUAAUUCCUCUAAGAAUUCACAGCCAAGCUCACCUUUUUCACCAAGGAAGUCCUUGCAUUAUGAUGAUAAGAAGCACCUGGACGAUGAAGACAAUUGGUCUGUUACUUCCUCUAGCGUUGCAUCUGCACGCACUGCCAAAUGUAAGGUAACUGUUGGUUCAGCCCCUAACUUUAGAUGCUCGGACCGUGCAGAGAAACGGAGAGAGUUUUAUAUGAAGCUAGAGGAGAAGCAUCGAGCUCUUGAAGAAGAAAAAAGCCAGUAUGAGGCAAGGAAAAAGGAAGAGGAUGAUGCUGCCAUUAAACAGUUGAGAAAGAACCUGGUCAUUAAGGCAAAACCAGUACCAAGCUUCUACUAUGAGGGGCCACCCCCCAGGACUGAACUCAAGAAGCUCCCACUGACCCGCCCGAAGUCACCAAAACUCUCCCGGAGAAAGAGCUGUGGUGAUGCUGCCAAUGUACAGACUACAAACAUUUGUACUAUAGGACGGCGCAGUGUCGACAUGAACACGAAACAUCAUAGCCCUGCCACUCACAAAACUAAGGACCCUGUCACUGGACGGAAGAGCAAUGGCAAUUUCAAAAGCAAAGAACGACCAAAACUGGAUAAGGAAACAGCUCCUAAAAUCAGAGAGCAGACAAAUGCGGACAUAUCAGUCCAAUCAUGAGCUUCCCAAGAUUUUACUGACCUCCAGCUGAGAGGAAAAUGGCCUUCAUUUUCCUUUGUCACACCAUAUGGAUAAUCUGCAGAAAAGAUGGCCUAAUUUUCUUUUCAUCCGGACUGACAUUUUCAUGUGGUUUGUUUUUACUUGAAGUGUAUAUGUUUUGUAAGUUAUAUCAGCACACAUUGUUUCAUAUAUAAAUAGUUAUUGAUGUAAGAUGAAUGUACGAAAUUUGAUAUUCCUCAGAUUGCACCACCAGACUUGAUAAGGGAAAUUUUAUGAAAUAUAUUACUUUUUUUUUGUAGGAUGUAA